This is a messenger RNA of Cucurbita moschata (crookneck pumpkin), 1091 nucleotides long. RefSeq names its product vesicle-associated membrane protein 711-like. Gene Ontology annotation, biological process: vesicle-mediated transport. The transcript has 4 exons. Gene Ontology annotation, cellular component: membrane. The record is from RefSeq and is a predicted model, not a curated record. Bases 269 to 934 code for a protein of 221 amino acids. NCBI's taxonomy places the organism in Eukaryota, Viridiplantae, Streptophyta, Magnoliopsida, Cucurbitales, Cucurbitaceae.
ACCCGCUGAUUUACAAACGCAAGUUUUUCCCGCCAAAUUCGGGGUAGGCUCGGACGGCAUCGCGUAACGCCAUUGGCUUUGCACUACGACACUUAAAUCUCCGCCUCGGGAAAGAACAGAAAUCCUUCAUUCUUCUCCUUCCGCUGCAACGAUAUCUGUCAAAUUAACUCCGGUUUGCAAAUCCAGAUGCCUCUGGCCUCCGAGCUCCUCCUCUUUUCUCGUAAAUGAGGUCUUGAUACUAAUAGGUUUUUAGGUGUUAAGAGGAGCGAUGGCGAUUCUUUAUGGAAUGGUGGCCAGAGGACAUGUUGUUUUGGCGGAGUUUAGCUUUACACAGACGAAUGCGAGCGUCAUUGCGAGGCAGAUUAUGGAGAAAAUGAAGCAGGGAGACGAUGAUAGCAAUGCGUCAUUUUCUCACGAUCGCUACAUCUUUCACGUCAAGAGGACCGAUGGCCUUACCGUUCUUUGCAUGGCCGACGAAGCCUCCGGAAGGAGAAUUCCUUUUGCAUUUCUUGAAGAUAUUCAUCAUAGAUUUGUAAAGACCUACGCUCGUACAAUUCUUUCAGCUCCUGCAUAUGCAAUGAACGAUGAAUUUUCAAGGAUUCUUAGCCAACAGAUGGACCAUUUUUCAAAUGAUCCAAAUGCAGAUAGGCUAAACCGCUUAAAAGGUGAAAUGAGUCAGGUGAGGGGUGUAAUGAUGGAUAAUAUUGAGAAAGUGUUGGAGAGAGGUGACCGCUUGGCUUUGCUGGUGGAUAAAACUACAAAUAUUCAAGGAAAUGCUGUUCGAUUUAGAAGACAAUCACGUCGCUACAGAAAUACCUUGUGGUGGAGAAACCUUAAACUCACAUGUUCGUUGUUGCUCAUUUUCACGAUCGUCCUGUAUAUUGUGCUAGCAUUUUUCUGCGAAGGACCUCUACUGCCGUCCUGCUUCAAUUAAACGAUGCAGAAAACGCAGCUAAGUGACCUAUUUAUCACUUGUUCAAGAACAUGUGCCUUACGGUGUCGUAGUCGUACACUGAAAUAUAUACAGUUCAAAUCUUGUUCAGCAAAAUUUACUGUACAGAUUAGAGUCAAUUCGAUCCACUUUCAUCCAA